Messenger RNA from Solenopsis invicta (red fire ant), 1202 nucleotides. It is a transcript of the gene DNApol-gamma35, whose product is annotated as DNA polymerase subunit gamma-2, mitochondrial. The record is from RefSeq and is a predicted model, not a curated record. The transcript has 2 exons. Lineage: Eukaryota; Metazoa; Arthropoda; Insecta; Hymenoptera; Formicidae. The coding region runs from base 88 to 1071 and encodes 327 amino acids.
ACUGAGGAACGCCUACGUGCUGGAGGAGGAAUAUUUCGUCGCGCCCUUAGCGACGAACAAGGAAAAGGAAAAGGAGAGCGAGCCGAAAUGAUGAAUCUGGAGGCUGUGUUGAAGGCCAUCGGUCCGCACUUCCUCAAUCUGUCAGAGCGGAUGUUCGCGUACGGGCCCCCUGGUAAGCUGCUGCUGAAGAACCUCGAGGAGCAUUGGUUUGCGCACUGCGUCACGAUGCCGCAUUACAACGUCUUCCUGUGCGACACGAUCGCAGACACGCUACAGCUGCUACGAAGCAACUCGAUGGAUGACGUGUUGCCGUUCGCGCUCGCCACUCUCGCAACGUCCAAGAGUCCAUGGAAUGAAGCCCUGCUGUCGACAACCGGCAAGAUACCGUCCCACAGAACUGCCAAGAUCAACGUGUUCGUCGAUGCGUCGGACGCGAAGAGUCUGCUGCACAAGAAGCAGAGAGAGCGCAAGGUGUGGUGGCGCAAACUCGCCCAGCACCCCUCGAGAUUCGUGCUCGCCGAGGCGAAGAAAACGAGGGGUCUCGACGUGACGGAGAUAGAGGCGCGGUUUCCCUUUGGCAAUAUCAUCGUCGAGACGAUAACUCAUUAUCCUAGCGUGCGCAAGUUGUAUCCUCAGGCCGAAAAUAAUAAAGAUAAUGCUACGGACGUGCAUAUGGUUGAACAUGUCGCUUCCCUGGACUGGGGCUGCCUGGCAUUACUCUGCGACAGCCACAUGUCAGACAAGUCAACUAGAGCGGAUAUUCAUCCCAAGUUAUCCCCAUACAAAAUCACGUUUUGCAUUGGAAAACAGGAGAGCGAGACUGAUUCGGAUGUCGAAGACUUAAAUCGUUUUGUGCUAUAUUUAAGCAAUAUGCUUAGGACAAGAGGAAUCCCUACUAUACUAACGAAUACAGAACAAAUCAUAGAAAUGUGCCUGAUACCAUACGUCGUGUCGGUGGAUAAGACUAGUCUUAAGAAUGGCAUUGUACAUGUAAAAAAUCGCUCGACGACUCUUAGCGAGGCGGUACACAUUACCGACCUGGUAAAGUAUAUUAGUUUGCGCUCUUCUUAAAUCCGCUGUAAUGGCACACUUGGCUUUUUUUCAUGAUCAAUGUUCACAAGGUAUAUUUCUAUAAUACAUAACUAUAUUUAAUUAUUAACUAUAUUUAUUGAUAGUUACAAUAUAAACUGUAAAUAUAAAUG